Trematosphaeria pertusa is the source of this 1560-nucleotide messenger RNA. Its product is annotated as amino acid transporter-like protein. The transcript is spliced from 5 exons. Gene Ontology annotation, biological process: transmembrane transport. Gene Ontology annotation, molecular function: transmembrane transporter activity. The coding region runs from base 1 to 1560 and encodes 519 amino acids. The record is from RefSeq and is a predicted model, not a curated record. NCBI's taxonomy places the organism in Eukaryota, Fungi, Ascomycota, Dothideomycetes, Pleosporales, Trematosphaeriaceae. Gene Ontology annotation, cellular component: membrane.
AUGGAGACAGAAAAGGUGCUAGCAUCGCAAGAAACGCGCGAGGGAGUCUUGGACACAAUUUCCGAUCAGGAUGAGAGAGAACUAGCGAAAGUAGGGAAGAAGAGUGUGCUUAGGCGUAACUUCGCCUUUCUAAGCAUCCUCGGCUUCUCCUGCUCUCUCAUGGUCACAUGGGAGGGCCUCUUCAGCGUUUUCAUCUUCGGCCUUCAGAACGGGGGACCCGCCGGUCUUAUUUACGGCUUCCUCUUCGUCUGGAUUGGAUAUGCAGCCGUGGUCGCAACAAUGGGAGAGCUGGUUUCCAUGUGGCCCACCGCGGGGGGUCAGUACCAUUGGACGCACCAGCUGGCACCUGAGAGGUGGAAGAAUUUGCUGAGUUACAUCACGGGAUGGCAGUCUGUAAUUGCAUGGCAAGCAGUCACCGCCUCGGCCGGCUAUCUUACCGCUACGACUUUCCAAGGUCUCAUCAUCAACUCUCGGCCGUCCUACAACGCCCAGCGUUGGCAAGGCACACUCUUGAUCUUCGCCGUCAUCUUCAUUGCGCUAAUCUUCAACACAUUUCUCGCGAAACUCCUGCCGCGAACGGAGCAAGCUGUUUUGGCCCUUCACAUUACCCUCUUCUUCAUCGUACUCAUUACUCUCACUGUCAUGGCUCCGCAGAAGAGUACAAGCCAUGAUGUAUGGGCACUGUUCCUUAACGCGGGAGGCUAUGAAAGCAAGGGUCUUUCUUUCUUUGUUGGCCUUAUCACGCCCGUCUUUGCAUUCUUGGGCGCAGACGGCGCCGUGCAUAUGUGCGAGGAGAUAAAGCACGCUUCCACCGUUCUACCGAGGGCCAUGCUCGGUUCCAUCGCUAUCAACGGCCUUACCGGAUUCACGAUGCUCAUCGCGAUGCUCUAUUGUAUCGGCGACGUUGAUGCUGCGCUCAACACGCCGACCGGCUACCCUUUCAUCGAGAUCCUCACGCAAGGCACGAGAUCCAUCGCCGGUGGAACUGCGCUCUCAGCCCUCAUCUUUACCAUGUUCAUCCUCGGAACUAUAGUCAAUGUGGCUUCCGCCUCGCGCCAGCUCUGGGCUUUCGCGCGCGACAACGCGGUCCCGAAUGCGCGGGCGAUCAGCUACGUCCAUCCGAAGAUGAAAAUCCCACUCGUCAGCAUUGCGAUUACGUGCUCGAUCAGCUGCCUUCUCUCACUUAUCAAUAUUGGUAGCGCGGCGGUGUUCAACGCCAUCGUCUCCCUCACCGUGGCGGGAUUCUUCGCGUCAUAUAUGGUGCCCUUCUCACUCCUCCUAUACACGCGGUUGUACCACCCCUCGAAACUUGACUUCGGACCCUGGAGACUGGGAAAAUGGGGCCCGUGGGUCAAUGGGUGCGCGAUAUGCUGGAGUAUUUUGGUUACGUUCUUUAGCUUUUGGCCGGCGGCGGUGCCGGUCACAGCGACGAAUAUGAAUUGGAGCUGUGUGCUCUGGAGCGGGGUGAUGAUCUUUGCAGGCACUUUCUGGCUAGCCCACGGGAGGAAAGUCUUUAAGGGGCCAGUUAUCGAGACUAGUCUUGCCGAGGUGGUCACGUGA